AUGGGUGGUCCUGGCAUGGACUGGAAGACGGUGGGCAUUUACUGUGGCGUUCAGACUGCCGCGGGCAUCACCGCGGCCAUCUGCUACUCCCUGCUCUUCGGCAUGAGCUUCAACUUGAUGCCUGCCAAGGGCUUCUCCUGGUACCACGCUGGGCUUUGUGAGCUGCUCUACACCUUCAUGCUGACCUUCGUCGUCAUGAAUGUGGCUGUGGCCAAGAAGAACAUUGCUGAGAAGAAUCAGUACUACGGCAUGGCCAUUGCAUUCACGGUGGUGGCGGGUGCCUAUGGCGCUGGCGCCGUCUCGGGCGGCUGCUUCAACCCAGCUGUGGCCCUUGGCAUUGAUGUGUCCAGCGCUUUCCGCGGCUUUGGCUGGUCCAUCGCCUACGUCAUCUUCGAGCUGCUGGGUGCAGCCAUGGCGGCGGCCCUUUUCAAGGUGGUGCGCCCUGAGGACUUCGGAGGUGAAAAGAGCCAGAUGACCGAGCUGGUGAGCGAGUUCCUUGGAACCUACAUGCUGGUCCUGACUGUGGGCCUCAACGUCCUGGGUAGCUCCAAGGCAGCCGCCUUCUCCAUCGCCGCCGGUCUCACCUCCAUGAUCUACGCCCUGGGCGACGUCUCCGGUGCCCACUUCAACCCUGCCGUCACUGUUGCCAUCCUAGCCUCAGGUCGCUGCCCAGAACUCACUCCCGCGAAGGCAGGCACCUACGCCGGCGUGCAGGUCUUGGGCGGCAUCACCGCAGCGCUGACCUACGCUUUCAUCUACCAGGGCGCAACCUUCGGACUUGGACCUGUGGGCUCCAGUACCUGGGCCGGAGUGUCCGUGGCGGA
Molecule: messenger RNA, 824 nt
Organism: Symbiodinium pilosum
Lineage: Eukaryota; Dinophyceae; Suessiales; Symbiodiniaceae
Source: the annotation of a GenBank genome assembly